Molecule: messenger RNA, 1288 nt
Organism: Lottia gigantea (owl limpet)
Lineage: Eukaryota; Metazoa; Mollusca; Gastropoda; Lottiidae
Exons: 2
Biological process (GO): inflammatory response; positive regulation of cytosolic calcium ion concentration; adenylate cyclase-activating G protein-coupled receptor signaling pathway
Cellular component (GO): plasma membrane
Molecular function (GO): prostaglandin E receptor activity
Source: RefSeq, a predicted model, not a curated record
AUAUUCUCCGUGAUGGUUGUGUUUAUAAUAAAUUGUAUGCAACAUACGACGAUGUCAAGUUGAUAUGUAUCAGGUGUAAUAUAAUUGCUGGUGUGAUGAUUUGUCUAGUAUUUACCUAUCUCUAUUAAAACAGGUUACUUGUGUAUGCGUGUCAACGUUUUGUGAAUGGUGAAUAGUUUUAUUUUAAGACCUUGAAAAUGUUUUUCGAAAUUUUUUAAUCACGUGUUAUAGGAUGUACUUGAGAGAUUCGUAAUUAUUUGUUUUAACAAUGACUUAUUCGACGAUAAAUACCACAGCUCCUGUUAUAGGGGAGCUUCAUAUUGCAUCUGAUUUAGAUGUGAAUUCGACUAGUGAAGGGUAUGUGAUUGAUACUAAUAAACGGAAUCAUACUGUUAUGGUAGCCAGUGUCAUGUUCGGAUCAGGGGUCGUCGGCAACCUUCUAGCCCUCUUCGUACUGGCAACCUCAGCCCCCGAACAACGACGUACGUUAUUCUAUAAACUAGUUGCUGGAUUAGCUGUUACUGAUUUAUUUGGCACUUGUACUACCUCCCCGGUUGUGAUCUCAGUCUAUAUGAACAAUUUUAAAUGGCUAGGUGGUAUGGCUAUGUGUCAUUAUUUUUCCUUUAUGAUGAUAUUUGCUAAUUUUACGACCAUGUUGAUUGUGUGUGCUAUGUCUAUUGAAAGAUAUAUCUGUGUUCGACACCCUUACAUUUAUCAUACUAGACUGACAGCUAAAUUCGCUAAAAUAACUUUGAUAGGAUCAUGGAUAUUAUCAAUUGUAAUAGCUUGUCUACCGUUUAUAGGUAUGGGUGAAAAUGCCUUUCAGUAUCCUAAGACGUGGUGUUUCUUUGAUUAUACCAGUAAAAAACCUUCCAAUAUGGCCUUCAAUUAUUUUUACGUUAUGAUCGGAUUAUUAACGGUAUUAGUAACUGUAAUCUGUAAUGGUGCUGUGAUAUAUACUCUAGUCAAAAUGACAAAAAAACAACAAGUAUUAAAAUCCAAAAGUGGCGAGGCCAGAAAAUUUCAUGGUAAUUCUAAACGUUAUGGCGAGAUUCAAAUGGUGGUAUUAUUAAUAGGUAUAACAAUAGUAUUUACCGCUUGUUAUUGUCCUCUAAUGUUUUAUGUGUUAUUGUGCCAAACGAGUUUAGUUGAAACUAUAAACACAGAUAAAGCUGGUUUACUCAUGGUACGGUUCGCUUCGUUUAAUCCCAUCUUAGAUCCUUGGGUUUAUAUACUAUUUCGUCGUGAAUUGGUGUGGAAGAUUGUUGAUGCUAUCAAAUGUUUUCUC